UUUGCGAGCAGAGUGUCUCCAAGAUGGCCGCUUGGGGAAGGAGGCGUCUUGGCCCGGGCAGCAGUGGCGGCAGCGCCCGAGAGAGGGUGAGCUUGUCGGCCACAGACUGUUACAUCGUGCACGAGAUCUACAAUGGGGAGAACGCCCAAGACCAGUUUGAGUAUGAGCUGGAGCAGGCCCUGGAAGCCCAGUACAAGUACAUCGUGAUCGAGCCCACGCGCAUCGGCGACGAGACUGCCCGCUGGAUCACCGUGGGCAACUGCCUGCACAAGACCACCGUGCUGGCGGGCACCGCCUGCCUCUUCACCCCGUUGGCGCUGCCCUUAGAUUACUCCCACUACAUCUCCCUGCCCGCAGGCGUGCUCAGCCUGGCCUGCUGCACCCUCUACGGCAUCUCCUGGCAGUUUGACCCUUGCUGCAAGUACCAAGUGGAGUACGACGCCUAUAAACUGUCCCGCCUGCCCCUGCACACACUCACUUCGUCCACCCCGGUGGUGCUGGUCCGGAAGGACGACCUGCACAGAAAGAGACUGCACAACACGAUAGCACUCGCCGCCCUGGUGUACUGUGUAAAGAAGAUUUACGAACUCUAUGCCGUAUGAUUUCAGUAGAACAGGGAGAGAAGCAAUCGGCCCGGCCCACGAGAGACCACAGAGUGUUCAGAUUUGCCACAGUAACAGGUUUUUGCUCUGUGAGGCGGCGGCGGAGCCUGGGAAGGUGUUUGGUUUAAUAUCUGUUAUUUUAAAAAAAUAACACAGGUCACAGGCGUACCAAGGGUUUUUCAACUCCUUACACUAAGAUGUGGAUUUCCAUAACCCGCAGGGGGUCCGAGUGGUGGAAGUCUGGGAAGACCGGGCGGUGCGCGUUGGCGGCACGGCUGCCGAGGGGAUGUGAAUGCGCUUGCGGGGGGCGGGGGGAGGUCUUUAAGUAUAUUGUUUAACUGUACCAUCCAGAGCCAACCAGAAGCUAUUGACCAUUAAAAUUAU
Prionailurus viverrinus (fishing cat) is the source of this 986-nucleotide messenger RNA. It is a transcript of the gene TMEM11, whose product is annotated as transmembrane protein 11. The coding region runs from base 24 to 602 and encodes 192 amino acids. The record is from RefSeq and is a predicted model, not a curated record. The transcript has 2 exons. Gene Ontology annotation, cellular component: mitochondrial inner membrane. Lineage: Eukaryota; Metazoa; Chordata; Mammalia; Carnivora; Felidae. Gene Ontology annotation, biological process: inner mitochondrial membrane organization.